AUAAUAAUUAUUAAUGUACUGCUAUUGUGUGAGGUAAUUUUCUCCUGAUAAUACAGACAAAAUGCUGGGACAGUAAGGAGUGAAUACAAAGAAUGUGUAUGGAUAAAACCAAUACAACCAUUCAACAAGUGUGUGUGUGUGUGUUUGUGUGUGUGUGUGUGAGAAAGAGAACUAGACUCUCCUGUGUCCCAAACCUCUGUCUGCAUCAUUAAAGCAAUCAAGCAAACCCCCCCUUUACUUUGGUGUGGUCGGUGUCACAGUGCCACCCCCUUGCGGCCAUUGUCUUCUCACACAUUUCCUCUUUGACCUGUCUGUAAGGCAUCUUUUGCGGCAGUAGAUGUCCACGAAGGAGACUUUAGGGUUGUUACAGUGCAAAGCUAGUUAAAUGAAUGAGAUUACAUGAGAUGAAAAUUUAAUGAUGCACUAUGGGGAACUGGUAAUUGUGUAAAAAAAAAAAACAUAUUUAAAGGGGCAUUGAGGUUUUUACAGAACCAUGGCACAAAAUUAUUAAUUAUUAGAAUAUAGCUGAAAAUUCUUCAUAUGGUUACUGCUAAUACCACUGACUCAACAGCUAUUUUUCAGCUUACUUUGUCCCAAAUCGUACUGUCUGUCUGUCCUGCUCUUUGUGUCGAGAUCGAGUCCACCCCCACCCUGCCUACUCACAAUCUCAGCUGCUUAGUGAUGGUGGUCCGAACCAGCAACAUGCAUAUGCAACAUGCCUGGGAAUGAGGACCCUAACAUAGAUGCACUUCCUACUGGUCAUUAACAGAGAUUGAUCAAGAGCUGUGACGGUUCUGAAUACACUCUGCAAGGGCCAGCAGGUGGCGAUGACAUCACCGGGCUGUCAGCUGAGCCAGCCCACUACCAGCUACUGUCUGAGCUGGGGAGGGGCUUCAAUAACCUGAGCCAGGUGAGCAUGGCACGGCACUUCCCUACUGGACAGCUGGUGGCCGUCAAACAAACCAACCUGGAUGAGUGCACCGAAGAGGAGCUGCUGCAGCUCAUGAACGAGGUUCUGCUGUCCAGGCUUUUCCGUCAGCCCAACCUGCUGACCUCUCGUCUGGUUUUCAGCUCCUGCUGCCAGCUGUGGGUCCUCACGCCGCUCAUGGCCUAUGGCUCUGCAGACACCUUACUGAGGACAUAUUUCCCAGAUGGAAUGAGUGAAUCCCUGAUAGCGUACUUGCUAUACGGUGUGCUGAAAGCGUUGGAAUACCUGCACCGGAUGGGCUAUGUUCACCGGGGGGUGAAGGCCAGUCAUAUCCUGCUGUCAGGGGAGGGGCGUGUUUACCUUUCAGGGCUCCACAGUGUUUACAGUAUGAUGCGUGAGGGGAAGAGGAUGAGGGCAGUGUUCGACAUGCCCCAUCACAGCCCUGCCCUGCUGCCCUGGCUCAGCCCCGAACUACUGCGACAGGACCUGCACGGUUACGGAGUAAAAUCAGAUAUCUACAGUUUAGGUAUUGUGGCCUGUGAGCUGGUCAGCGGCAGGGUGCCUUUCCAGGACAUGCCACCCACUCAGAUGCUGCUUCAGAAGCUGCGCGGCUCCCACUGCUGCCUGCUCGAUGUGGCCCCCUUCCCGCUAGGCGAGCUGGGGGGGCUGAAGGUGUCGCGGUCUGGGGUGGACUCUGGCAUUGGGGAAAGUGUGGCCACUGGAAGCCUGACGCAUAGCGCCACAGCUCCUCCCACUGACCGACCUCAGAGCCCCGGACCUAAAAACCACUCAGCCACCCUGCACAACCUGGUCCAGCUGUGUCUGCAGCAGCAGCCCGAGCGGAGACCAUCAGCGUCUGCACUGUUGACCCACGCCUUCUUCAAGCAGGUGAAGAGGCACACUAGAGACUCCUUCCUCAGCCUCAUGUACCCAGCAGUGCCCCUAACCAGCCCCGAGGACCCUCCAGUAUCAUGCCCCCCCGGUCCGUCCUGCCACACUUUGACAUCACCCACCGCCGACACUCCUGAAGCUGUGUGGGACUUCUCUUAACCCACCCACCCCCCUCUGUGACCAUAAAUCUCCAAACCCUGACUAGAAAGCCAAACAGAAGACAAUCAAAACAAAGCAAUGAGGCCAAAUUCUACUGUGCUUUUAUUUUUUAUUAUUAUUAAUCCAACCCUCUGAGCCUUU
Xiphias gladius (swordfish) is the source of this 2119-nucleotide messenger RNA. RefSeq names its product STE20 related adaptor beta (gene stradb). Gene Ontology annotation, biological process: protein phosphorylation. NCBI's taxonomy places the organism in Eukaryota, Metazoa, Chordata, Actinopteri, Istiophoriformes, Xiphiidae. The transcript is spliced from 10 exons. The record is from RefSeq and is a predicted model, not a curated record. Gene Ontology annotation, molecular function: protein serine/threonine kinase activator activity; ATP binding; protein kinase activity. Bases 917 to 1978 code for a protein of 353 amino acids.